CUUCCGUGAGCCGCUUUGACAGGUUCACAGCUUCCAAUCAUGGCGGGGACUUGUAGACUUGGUGCUGUAUUUUCUCAGCGAUUUCGAGGCUCAUUUUGUCGAGGUUUCCUUGUACCAAGCAGAAGAUUCGUUUCCUGCAUAGAUCCAUCCAUUGGACUGAGUGAUGAACAAAAAGAGUUUCAGAAGGUUGCGUUUGAUUUUGCUGCUAGAGAGAUGGCGCCACAUAUGGCUCUGUGGGACGAAAAGGAAAUAUUCCCUGUGGACACCAUGCGUAAAGCUGCGCAGCUUGGGUUUGGCGGGAUUUAUACACAGCCUGAUGUUGGGGGAUCAGGACUGUCUCGCCUGGACACCUCUGUCAUAUUUGAGGCACUUUCUACUGGCUGUGUGAGCACCACUGCAUACAUGAGUAUUCACAAUAUGUGUGUUUGGAUGAUUGAUAAAUUUGGGAAUGAGGAGUUAAGACAUCGGCUCUGUCCGUCUCUCUGUACUAUGGAUACGUUUGCAUCGUACUGUUUAACAGAACCAGGGAGUGGGAGUGAUGCAGCCUCAUUACUGACUUCUGCAAAGAAAGAUGGAGACCAUUACAUUCUUAAUGGGACUAAGGCGUUUAUUAGUGGUGGGGGUGAUACUGAUGUGUACGUAGUGAUGUGCCGCACGGGGGGCAGCGGACCACGGGGAAUCUCCUGUGUGCUGGUUGAGAAAGGGACACCUGGUCUCAGCUUUGGCAAGAAAGAGAAAAAGGUAGGCUGGAACUCACAACCUACAAGAGCUGUCAUAUUUGAGGAUUGUGCCGUUCCUGUGUCAAACCGACUCGGUGACGAAGGUCAAGGAUUUAGCAUUGCGAUGCAAGGCCUUAAUGGAGGGAGAAUAAACAUUGCCUCCUGCUCAUUGGGCGCUGCUCAUGCGUCAGUGCUACUGGCUCGUGAUCAUAUCGCAGUGCGCAAACAGUUUGGGGAACCCCUCUCAAGCAACCAGUACCUACAGUUUCGAUUAGCAGAGAUGGCAACAAAGCUAAUAACUGCGCGACUGAUUGUGCGCCAUGCUGCGCAGGCUCUACAAGAGGGGUAUGGGGAUGCUGCUACUCUCUGUGCUAUGGCAAAGCUACAUGCUACAGACGAAUGCUUCCAGGUUUGUAACCAGGCGCUGCAGAUGCACGGAGGAUAUGGCUACCUGAAAGAUUAUGCAGUGCAGCAGUAUGUCCGAGAUAUCCGUGUUCAUCAGAUCCUUGAAGGGACCAAUGAGGUGAUGAAACUGAUAGUGGCCAGAAGCAUUUUGCAGGGGUAAAACCCAGAAGAAAUGAUUACAACAGUUGAACACAACUAAUGGGAAGAAUCUUUACUGAAAAUAAAAGCACAAUAUGGCGGAACAGUUGCUAGGAAUCUGUGUUCAUGAACUGUAACAAGUGAGAAACAGACCUCGUAUGCCCAGGGUUCAUCUUUUUUUCUACGUUAUGAGAUCUUGGACUCAUUUGCUGACUUUGUAUUAUUUAUACCCAUCGUUGGCCUUGUGGACUCGGUGUUACUUGCUGAAUUAAAUUGGAUAAUAAAGGGUUAUAGUGAUGUGGUUUUAAAUAUUGUUCUAUAUAGAAAUAACAACCUAAUAAAUAAUAAAUACACACAGA
Bombina bombina (fire-bellied toad) is the source of this 1621-nucleotide messenger RNA. RefSeq names its product acyl-CoA dehydrogenase family member 8 (gene ACAD8). The record is from RefSeq and is a predicted model, not a curated record. Lineage: Eukaryota; Metazoa; Chordata; Amphibia; Anura; Bombinatoridae. Gene Ontology annotation, molecular function: acyl-CoA dehydrogenase activity; flavin adenine dinucleotide binding. Gene Ontology annotation, biological process: lipid metabolic process. The transcript has 11 exons. The coding region runs from base 40 to 1284 and encodes 414 amino acids.